AUGAAUCGUUUUGGCGAUAUCGACGUUUCGUUUAAACGACUUCCACCAGUGUAUGGUUAUCAUGCUGAAAAACUUGUUUCACUUGAAAAAGCACUACAGCCUAUCGAAGCUCAUAUAAAUGAACUGCCUCGUUUUAUUAAAGUAGCUAAGGACUAUUGCCAUUUUCCAUCAGAACAUGGACUUUCACAUGAUCAAUCAGCUGCUGUUUAUAUUUACACAAUGGAAUGGGGCGAAACUACUUUAUAUCGUGUAUUAAAUAAAGCAUUACGAGCUCAAAAUCGGAAAGCGUUGAAAAUAUGGUUUCCAUAUCUGAAAUUAUUUGAUACAGCAUUAGAUUUGUUACCGACUGUCAAAGAGGUGGUAUGGAGAGGCGUACCUAUUGACAUUGUUGUGAAUGGUAAAAAGAUUUCUGGAUAUACAGAACAUGAAAGUGAAGAUGAAAUUAUUUUACGAAUGGGAUCACGAUUUCUUGUAAAGAGCGAUGUUUUAGAGCAGUCGAAUGGUUCACAUCUCGUACAUUUAAUUGAACUUGGUGACAAUAACGAUCAACCACUAGCAUCAGCUAUGGAUCCAAUGCACCUGUCUGCAGUAUCAUCAAAUACAAGUACAUCGAGUAAGUUAAUUAUACUUCUUCACGAAAUAAUCUUCUGUAUGAUACAUAUGUGUAAAAUAAUCAUUAAAAAAUAUCCGAAUACUGACUAAUGUAUAUAAGAUAAAGAAAGAAAUCAGAUGAUUGUAUCAGUACAUUAUAUCGAUGCAAAGUCUUCAAUUUGAAGAAAGAGAUAGAUCUAAGAAAGAAAUCUCGUCAAAUAGAAAAAAAGAAUAUUUUAUUAUUUUUAAAUAAAAUUCUAUUUCACGAAUCAUUGACAUCUAGAACAAUAGUAUGGCAUAGCUUUGACCAUUUUAGCAUCCUCGAUUGAUUUGCUCCAAUCUGUAGAUCCUAUCAGGAAAAUUUGGUUAUGACGUCGUGGAUCUUGUCAAAUCGAAUAAUCUAAUCAUUUGAAAUUUUCAUGAAUCUUGGCUUCUAAAAUAGUUCGGCAUCAUUCAGGCUGAGGAUUUGGAGACUUCUGUUGAUCGUUACCUUUUAUUGUUUAUUUAUACACCCAUUCUCGUCCCUCGAUUUUUAAUCUCUUUGGUUUCUGUAGAUUCUUCGAACUCUACCAGUUCUAUCAUUCUAGCAAAAUGUUCGUGAUGUGGCAAGCUCUGAAUAUAGGAUUGCUGAAGCGAUCUAGCAAGACACAUUGAGAAUCUUUUUCCAGUUAAGCAUUGACAUCCACAGUUUGGUAGGAUUCACAACGCCUUCGAAAUAGAAAUAUUAUUAAAAACAUCGAAUGAUUAUUGACUUUCAAAAACGAUAUAUUCUUUUUGUAAUCUCUCAUAGAUCUUCGAAUAAGAUACUAUCUGAAAUGCUAAAAUUGUUUCCAAGACCAUUUCAGAAACCAUUCCAACAUCAUAAGUCUAGAAACCAUGUUUUUUAAUACUUGAAUUUCUUGUGAUCAUUGAUUUCCCUAUGUUUUAUUACAUGUCAGUUACUACGACUUCUAGUAGAGUCUUGCUCGAUUUAUGUCACUGAUUGAAUAUCUAGUCUUACAAAAAAUAGGCAUAUCUGCUUCAGCCAUUAACUGAAUGUUUUAGCUUGGAUGGAUAAUACAUUUGGAGAUAUAAAUGGUGCCAGUAAUUUAAAGAUAUUGUGUUAAAUAUGUAGCUCCUGGUUAUAGAUCAAUACUUUAUAUCUUAUUGUCAUCAUCCGAAUAGUGCUGAAAGUAAUUUUCAUCGAUUGUUCUCCCAUGGAUAAUAGUAGCUUAAUUCUUGAUAUUAUUUGGAUGGUCUGAUAAACUGUUUUCAGAACAUAUGACCAAGCUCGUAAUGUAAGUGAGUUAAACUCAAUGAGUAGCAUACAUUAGCCUCAGAACAGUUUCAUUUGAAAGAAUAUUUCAGAAAAGUUAGUGAGCGCGUGCGGAUAAACGUCUUCGGCCAUGAGAAGAUUCAUGCUCAUAAUGACAACCCUUGAUGAAUAGAAUAUGAUUCACCGAGAUUAAAAGAAAGUCACCUGUAAUCAUUUUUUCGUAUUCAUGUUCAAAAAAAUGCGUGGAAUUUCUAGUUUUACUGAUGGUAUCGAUAUUACAGUUCGUUUGAAUCACACAAUGUAAAUCAUAUAUUUAAGAAUCCAACAUCGUUGUCCCAUUUUAUUGAAAUAAUUUUAAGUUUAUUCAGCAUGCCUGUAUUUUAAGUAUUAGAUAAAAAAGGGUGUAGGUGUGGGUAUGGAUCUUCUCUUCAAAAGAACCCACACCCUAAUUCAAAAAUCAAAUAUUUUGCCAUAUGUCUUAUGAAAGUAACAUAUAAAAAGAUGAUGUCAUGAGUUUCGCAUUAUAGCAGACUUUUGGCUUGCAUUUUGCAACAGCAUGAAAUUCGACAGACAUAAAAGAUAUAUGUACAUAUUUAUAUAUUCACGAAAGUUAUCUACAUUAUAAUCCAAACUUUCUUAUUAUCCGUUGUUAUCGUUAUCGAAGAAUGAAAAAUAUCAACCACUCAUUGCGAUAAAGUGUAAAAAAACGAAAAUAAAUGACGUAGUUUGAUCAACAUGUUGUCUAAUGAUGCACUUUCUUAGUAAACAAUUGUAUAGGUGUGAAACGAUCCAUACUCAAAACUUAUCAAUAGUAUCCAACUAUAGUUACUUAUUCGCUUUUUCGUCGUUAUCCCUGUUGGAAUAGAUGGAAAAAAAUUGAAAUUUUAUUUUACUUUGUACAAUAAUGAGAGAGACAAAGAGUUAAUCUUAUAUUGCCAAUUUGUGUGACAAUAAAGAACUUCUAUGAAUGAAAUGAGCAUUUGAAAAAUUUAGAUCAUAUCAAGACGUUCAUUUCAGCUUAUCGAUCAAUUAACAUUUGCAAUCUGUAGAUGAAUAUAUAUGAAGAAAAAUAAAACAGGCGAUAAGUUGUCCAAAAAAAACAUUACAUUCUACAUGUAUCAAUAGACAUGAACAAGAAAAGAAGACGAAUAAAGAAUCACAUGUUCGUAGAAAAAAUCUAUAUGAAGAGAAGGGACGUCAUUCACAGAUAUUUUUGAGAAACUUAAUAGACAUUUUGCCGAGACGAAACGAUCAAAACUAUCAGUCGAUAGACACACGUUUUCAAAUAAGAGAUCUUGUUGAUCAUCAAAAAAUUUCUUGGAACUUCUUCUAUGCUUGUAGAACUUAUUGAAAUUAGAAUUAAGUUCAUCUAAUAGAAUCUCCAGUCAAAAUAUUGAUGAAACAUAAAAUUUUCUACUGCCUCUUCUUAUAAGACAAUUCGAAUUGUUAUUUCUAUUUUUUUUAUUCAGAUUAAAGAUAUGCUUUCCUUUAGUUCUUCGUUUACAAUGAUAUUCGAUUUUUUUCAUUCGAACGAAACUAUACGUAUAUCUGAUGAAUUGAAUCUUAAUUUUAAGUGUUUAAAAAUGUUAUAUAUCCAGAUUAUGUAUGAACACAAUACAUAGAUUUCAUCUAAACCUUAUCUUAUCUCUACUGUACGAAGAUUUUAAAGAUAAAUCGUAGUUUUUUUUUAACGACGACCACUUUGUUUCGGUAUUUAUUCAUAAGACAAGAAAUAUAAUUAGUAGUCAUGGAUUAAAGAGAAAUCAGCCUCAAAAACAAUGCUUAUCAAUCAAACAAAUCGUAGUGAAAAUUGUUCGUAUUCUUUGUGCAUUCAUCUUUUUUUCUCUCUUAACAAAAUUAUAAAGGAACGAAACUUUCAGACUAGUUUGACUACAAAAACAAACUUUUGCUUGUUUAAAAUUUUCAAUGUCAUUCUUAUCGUUUCCAUGUAGUUUAUUAAAUUUCAUGAC
Messenger RNA from Rotaria sordida, 3816 nucleotides. NCBI's taxonomy places the organism in Eukaryota, Metazoa, Rotifera, Eurotatoria, Philodinida, Philodinidae. The record is from the annotation of a GenBank genome assembly.